Notolabrus celidotus (New Zealand spotty) is the source of this 1599-nucleotide messenger RNA. RefSeq names its product kelch domain-containing protein 1-like. The transcript has 14 exons. Bases 159 to 1343 code for a protein of 394 amino acids. Lineage: Eukaryota; Metazoa; Chordata; Actinopteri; Labriformes; Labridae. The record is from RefSeq and is a predicted model, not a curated record. Gene Ontology annotation, molecular function: protein binding.
AACGUCGCGUAAACAAGCAAUUUUGUUGAAUAUAGAUAUUUCACUAAUAUCUUAAGCCUAUGACAACAGUAUAAUCAAAAUACAAGGCCGUUUUGUGCCAGCAUUACUGGCAGUUAUGACUUAACACACGCCUGCCUGUAGUAGAGAAGCAGCCAGUCAUGGAUUCUGCGUUUGAGAAGCACCGCUCGGAGCUGGUGGCCCGAGAGAGGAGCGGACACACGGCUGUGGUGGAGGACAACCUCCUGUAUGUGUGGGGUGGAUAUAUGUCAGUUGGUGAUGACGAAGUUUUCCUUCCCAGUGAUGAAAUCUGGGUCUAUGACCUGGAACAAGGUUCAUGGAAAGUGUUUCACAUGCCAGGGGAAGUUCCUCCCCCGAUGUCGGGGACCUGCGGAUGCUCCCUGGAUGGCCACAUGUACAUAUUUGGAGGUUGUGAUGACUAUGGGCAGACCAAUCAGAUCUAUUGUGUCAACCUGACGGACGGCAAAUACACAUGGAGGAAGAUCAUACAUGAGACUGGCUCAGCUCCAUCACCUCGAGACAAACUGUCCUACUGGGUUUACAAAGGGAGGCUCAUCUACUUUGGAGGAUAUGGUCACAAACUACUGACUGAUGUGGAUAGCAGGAACAGAAGCUUCAUUGUGGAUGAGGCAUCAUCGGUAGAGGGGAUCUUCUGGGGAUGGAACAACGAGGUUCAUAUAUUUGACCCCAUACAUUCCAGUUGGAGUCAACCACAGACUCAUGGCCGUGCUCCCGCCCCAAGGGCCGCCCACGCCAGCGCCACAUUAGGACGCAGAGGAUACAUCUUUGGAGGCCGAGUCAUGGAAACCAGGACAAAUGACAUUCACUGUCUUGACCUGGAAUCGUGGACUUGGUCAGAAAUAGUCCCAGUGUCCAGCACUCCGGUGGGCAGGUCAUGGCACACACUCACAGCAUUAUCAGACAGCAGCUUGUUCCUGUUUGGAGGUCUCAGCGUAGACUGCAAACCAAUGAGUGAUGGAUGGUUGUUUGAUGUGGAAACAAAGAAAUGGAGAGAACUCGAGCAUCCUUUUAAGACUAAGCCAAGGUUGUGGCACACGGCGUGUCCAGGCAAAGACUCUGAUGUGAUUGUGUUUGGUGGAAGCUGUGACUAUAUCCUUCUUGUCGACACUGGUCACUGCAAUGAUGCUCUUGUUUUCCAGACGCAGCCAUAUCCCUUAUUUAGGAUCUGUGUGGAUUACAUUGCAAAGAAUGUGAGGAACUCUGACGCGCUCAGAAAUCAGCUGCCUUUGCUGCCGCCCAAACUCCAGACCACAGUGCAGAGGAGGAUGUGUUUCUACAGGCCUUCAAAGAAGCAAAAAUAUUAGUGAGAAGAACUCUUCCAUUGCCAAAAAACAAAUGACUGUCUUUUUAUUCAAGUACUGUAAUCCCUUGAGUGUGAACAUCUCAGCUGCACUGUGGUAUUAUUAUUAUUAUUAUUAUUGUUUUGAAAUAUAUUAUACAAAGUAUUGAAUGCUGUUAUUUUAUGGUUUUAGAAAUGCAAGUUUUAUUUUUAUUAUUUGCCUGCUGAAAUGCUAAAAAAAAUGUCGUUUGAUGACUGUGAGGAUUAAACGGCACAUUGAA